Rotaria sp. Silwood2 is the source of this 561-nucleotide messenger RNA. Lineage: Eukaryota; Metazoa; Rotifera; Eurotatoria; Philodinida; Philodinidae. The record is from the annotation of a GenBank genome assembly.
AUGCCAGUUUCAUCAGGUAUAGGCAAAGCUAGUAGCAAAGCACCAAUUGCGCCUUUAUCAGAUGUCACAUCAAGUCUCAAACCAACAGUCAAUGGACAAUAUUGUAAAUUACCUUACAGAGUCUCUUCUUUCACUUGGAAUAUGUUUUUUUGUAAUGAUGGUUAUUGUCCAACACAAACUAAUCAAAGAACUAAAUGCUCAUCAGGUCAAUUCGGCUACCUUGAAAUUUGGGCAAACAAUCAUAAAGUCAUUUAUCCUUUAAAUACAUUAUCAACUGGUAUCAAUGGUAUAAAUCAGCAAUGUCUUCUCUAUUACUAUUAUAUGUCGAUUAUACCUGGAACAGUAGACAAAAUCACGGUACGCAAAGAAGAUAAGAUUGGCACCAGUACAAUCAUUGAUACUGUUACAAGUAGUCCAAUCAAUGAAUGGAUCAGACGUAAUGUAACAUUCACUAGUACAAAAAUUUAUUUUGAUUUGGAAAGAACAUCUGGAGCAAUUUUAUCUCAAUCUUAUAUUGCAGUUGAUGAAAUUUCGAUUUUACAAGGCAAUUGUGGUAGAUGA